This is a messenger RNA of Aspergillus niger, 1917 nucleotides long. RefSeq lists its product as uncharacterized. The record is from RefSeq and is a predicted model, not a curated record. Gene Ontology annotation, biological process: triglyceride catabolic process. The transcript is spliced from 2 exons. NCBI's taxonomy places the organism in Eukaryota, Fungi, Ascomycota, Eurotiomycetes, Eurotiales, Aspergillaceae. Bases 1 to 1917 code for a protein of 638 amino acids. Gene Ontology annotation, molecular function: triacylglycerol lipase activity.
AUGAUUUGGUUCAUAUUCCUGCUGGUGAUUCUUGUCACUGGCACUCCCGACAUUGAUGCUCCUCAAGAUAAUCCCCCCGAAACUCAUCUCCCCAUCACAGACCUCACCUUCAUCCGCACAUGGGCCGCCAUUGGCGACAGCUACACAGCAGGUAUUGGCGCCGGUGAUCUGUGGUCUGACAGAAAAGAGGACUACAAAUGUUCCCGCUAUGACAAGUCGUAUGUAGCCCUCCUGAAGCAUUUGUUGGGUCCACAGGUGGAAAAAUUCUCGUACAAAGCAUGCAGUGGCGCUCGCACUGGCGACAUCUACAACCAGGCCCGGGAGCUUGAUAAAUUCCACGACCUCAUAGUCAUGACUGGUGGAGGAAACGACUUGUGCUUGUCCGAUAUUAUCACCACCUGCAUCUUUCUCCCUUUCAACAACGAAGAAAAGUGCCAGAAGGUCAUUGAGUUGGCUCAAUAUAACAUCAAGCAGAUCCUCAAGUCCAACGUUCGCGAAGUCCUUGAGGUCGCUGUGGGCAAGGUGAAUCAGUUUGGCAUCAUUAUCUAUGCCCUCUACGGCCAGUUCUUCAACACGGAGACCGAUGACUGCGAGAAGAACCAGGACUGGGCCUUCCCUGGUCUGGCUCCAUUCAAUGCAUUACCUUUGACCCGCGAGCGUCGCCAGCAAUUCAAUCAACUGGUUGUCGACACCAACAAGGUCAUAAAGCAAGCCAUCGAUGAUUUCGUCUUGGAAAAAGGAAAGUACUUCCCAAGAGUGCAUAUCCGUACCGCCGAUUGGGAUGCCUUCAUGAAAGACGGCCUCAAAGGACAUUUCUGCGCCCCUGAAUCAACAGGAAAAUAUCCCGAUCUCAUGCAGCCCAACUUGCACUUCUUCAAGCCCGACACCUCCAUUGAACGCCACACGGAACUGAAAGCGAAGCGCGACAACAUCACCGACACAUCCACCUCCUCCUCCUCUACCGACGACCCUCUUUCCUCAUUCUACAACUCCGUCCUCUUCCGCUCGCCCAACCCCCCGGCAGCUGCCCUCCACAAGCUGAACCCCCGCGACCCCAAACCCCCAGGCUGCCCGGGUGACGGGGGUGUAGGAUUCGGGCUCCCCGACCGCUGGGGCAAGUACUUCCACCCAAACGAGCUCGGCCACAAGACCAUUGCCUCCUUCGUGCUUGACGGCAUAUUUGCCUCACGGGCUGAUUUCCUCGGCAGGAAGAACCCCAUCUGCCAGCACAGUUUCGACGAAUUCCGAUGCUGGCAACAAGACGGCCGGAAAGACUACGCAAGCGCGGACCUCCUAAACAAAAACUACAAGACCUACUGCAAGGAAGUAAAGCCUCCCAAGAAAACAGCAAACUGGAAAGACGAGCGCUGGUUCAACCAACUCACCCCAGAAACGCACUACUUCAGCAUCCAACUCAGCGAUGGUGCCACUCAGUUCGACUACGAACACUGCAUCGAGUCCUUCGAACGUAUCAUCAACUCCUGCGACGGCAACGAACCGGAGAACCCGCUGAAUUGGAAAUUCGGGGGUCGCUGGACUCGCGGGAGCUAUACUUACGAAGUUAACGUUCAGAACUCGUUCAAGAGACCUUGGCCGCCGACGAAGGAAGUUGGAGGGUUUUGCGAUAGUAGUUUUAAGAGGUUUUUCCAAAAAUAUAAUAUGAGAGGGAGGGGAUGGGCGACUUGGGAUGCGGGCCAGGAUACGCUCAAGCCGGCUAUUACAAGCUGCGUGGGACUGGGACUUACGGGGUGGGACUUUAAGUAUUUGGAUGAGCCGGACUCUGAUGGGAAUGAGUGGGUGGCUAGUUUUAAUACGCCUAUCUUGACGGGUCCUCGGUGCUUUGAUAAUAAUCGGGUGCAGUUCAACGCGGGGGGUUUCACGCGGGGUUGUCAUGGGGUGCAGCGACAUGAUGCUUGA